Molecule: messenger RNA, 786 nt
Organism: Exophiala bonariae
Lineage: Eukaryota; Fungi; Ascomycota; Eurotiomycetes; Chaetothyriales; Herpotrichiellaceae
Exons: 2
Coding region: 1-786 (261 amino acids)
Source: RefSeq, a predicted model, not a curated record
AUGGCAGUCUUUGAAGAAAACCCCCAUUGCAGACAGUGCGGACUGUCGGCCUCCGAAAGCGAUUCGAAAAUGCAAGACGACUUGAUCAGUAUGAUGUCUCGAAACCUUCAACUGAGUCCACUCCAACAUCACCAGGACAUGUCGAUGCCUCCGACGCCACAAGUUGUCCCACAAGCCGCCCCUAUCACUUACAUCACCCAACAUUACCACCAUUCCAACCAUCAAGUCCCGGCCACCGAUGUCCCGGUCUCGACGACCCUCGAGCAAAUGGGGAUCAAUGCGUCGGCGUUGCUUCCUUCUCAGUUGCAGUUGUUCAAGAAUGCAGAUGGAGAGCAAAGGCAAAGAUUGAUUGAAUUGUGGCAGAUAGCCCCUCCAACCUAUGGAAAUCAAAUGCAUCCCGACAGUGUGGGAAACUGGCCACAAACCAGUAUGGAGAAGGAAGAGGAGGCAGCACAGUAUCGAUUACACUUGACAGAGCAAGAAAGAUUGAAGAUUUUGAGCAUCUUACCAGGGCCUGAUGUGCGCGGUGCAGAGCCUUACAUUGUGAGCGGAUACAGUACUCUGCCUAACAUCAACGGUGUGACAGCUCCGACGGAGCAUGGAUCUGGGGUUCAGAGAGAACAGCAAUAUCAAGCAUCAACGGACCCAGUCUACAACAGCCGGGAAUGGUGGCAGCUGGGGGAAGAGGAGCCAAUGGAACAUCAAUAUGGUAUGCUUCAAGCAUAUGCGUUCCAAGUGGACUAUACGGCAGCUAGACGGAAUGAUGGAGACGCAGAAAUGUCCUAG